Molecule: messenger RNA, 917 nt
Organism: Zingiber officinale
Lineage: Eukaryota; Viridiplantae; Streptophyta; Magnoliopsida; Zingiberales; Zingiberaceae
Product: WAT1-related protein At2g40900-like
Exons: 3
Coding region: 460-846 (128 amino acids)
Cellular component (GO): plasma membrane
Molecular function (GO): transmembrane transporter activity
Source: RefSeq, a predicted model, not a curated record
UUUGGAAUAUAUUUAAAGGUGGUGAAGUGAUUCCGAUGUUAUUCUUACCUUGAUGAGAUGGCUAUUUGAGAUGCAGUGGACUAGAUUCUGGUGGUGGUGUUCUGGUUUUAUUUUUGUGAUCUUGUCUUGAGAGGAUUCAGCUCUUGGGAUUGAUAUAGAUGGAGGUGCAAUGAAUUUGCAUUGAGUUCUUGCUCUUAUGAUGUUUUUUUUAUGAUUCUCGAGGCUGAUUUGAGGGUGUGCUUAGUUAUGUUUUGGGUUUUGACACCUGGGGUUGGCUCCGGAUAUUCUAGACAGAUUCAGGAUUUGAAGUUCGCAUUUGAUGAAGUUCUUCUUCUACAGUUUGGUUUCAGAAUUGUGUUAUGAAUUUGGUGAGUCUUUGAAUGGGUUUCAAUGUGGAAUUUAUUUCUCCUUGAUGUUGAAUUUCUGGCCAAAAGUUGGUGAGUUAUUGAAUGGGUUUCAAUGUGGGAUUUGCUUCUCCUUGAUGUGGAAUUUCUAGUUAGAAUUUGGAAUCGAAGACCCAGCUUCUCAUUUGGUGUCAUGCUAAAAAUAUUCAUUCUUGCUAUGUUGGGUAUAACAAUUCAGCAAAAUGUAUACUACGUUGGACUCCAUCUCAUUUCUCCAAGUGUUGCCAGUGCCUUGGGCAAUGUCAUUCCUGCUUUUACUUUCUUAUUGGCAAUUGUACUGAGGAUGGAAAAGCUCAACUUGAAGACUGUAAGAGGGAGGGCCAAGCUUGCAGGGGCCAUCUUCUGCAUCACUGGUUCCCUGAUCUUCACAUUUUGGAAAGGUCAUUUUGUUGGGGGCCUUUGUUACUUCACCUAUGAUCCAACUUCAUUUCGAAAGUCCUGAGAAAGGCGAUGCCUGGCUUAAAGGCUCUGCUCUUAUGCUAUUCGGCUAUUUUGCAUGCAGUGUAUCACUUG